Molecule: messenger RNA, 2400 nt
Organism: Myripristis murdjan (pinecone soldierfish)
Lineage: Eukaryota; Metazoa; Chordata; Actinopteri; Holocentriformes; Holocentridae
Product: integrin-linked protein kinase
Exons: 13
Coding region: 328-1686 (452 amino acids)
Biological process (GO): substrate adhesion-dependent cell spreading; cell-matrix adhesion; integrin-mediated signaling pathway
Cellular component (GO): stress fiber; focal adhesion
Molecular function (GO): protein serine/threonine kinase activity; ATP binding; protein binding
Source: RefSeq, a predicted model, not a curated record
GGCGUUUCCACGUACGUAAGGACGACGGCGAGGGUGUGGACGUACCUACCGGAGCAUUCAAUCUUUCACAGAUAACACACACUGCAAAUAACUUCUGCUGUGCCUGAGUAGUCAGCCGGGCACAGCUGAAUAAACCCGGUUUGUGUGUGUCAGCAAGCAUCCCUGAUUGUGUCCCACACUGUCCUAGAUGAGGGACGGAUGCUUGCCAGGACCCAUCUGAAUUCCUCUGCCUUCAUCUCUUAUCUGACCCAGUACUCCCAGUGCAGUUGUGUAGCCACCCCUCACAGCGCAAGUGUAACUUAACAGAGGAAGAAUAAGCCACCCAUCAUGGAUGAUAUCUUCACACAGUGCCGGGAAGGCAACGCAGUAGCGGUCCGCUUAUGGUUGGACAACACCGAGAAUGACCUCAAUCAAGGGGAUGACCACGGCUUCAGUCCUCUUCACUGGGCAUGCAGGGAGGGCCGCUCCAGUGUGGUUGACAUGCUCAUCAUGAGAGGAGCCCGCAUUAAUGUCAUGAACCGUGGAGAUGACACGCCUCUGCACCUGGCUGCCAGCCAUGGCCAUCGUGAUAUUGUGGGAAAGCUGAUCCAGUGCAAAGCAGACACUAACACUGCCAAUGAACAUGGCAACACACCACUGCAUUACGCCUGCUUCUGGGGCCAAGACCUAGUGGCUGAGGACCUUGUGGCUAACGGGGCACAAGUGAGCAUUUGUAACAAAUAUGGAGAAACUCCUCUGGACAAAGCCAAACCUCAUCUGCGUGAUCUCCUCAGAGAAAAAGCAGAAAAAUUGGGACAGAACUUGACUAAAAUUCCCUUCAAGGACACAUUCUGGAAAGGCACCACUAGAACACGACCCCGCAAUGGCACUUUGAACAAACAUGCAGGCAUUGACUACAAACAGCUCUCUCUCCUGGCUAAGAUAAAUGAGAACCAGUCCGGAGAGCUCUGGCAAGGGCGCUGGCAAGGAACUGAAAUUGUUGUUAAAGUGCUAAAGGUUCGUGACUGGACCACAAGGAAGAGCAGAGACUUCAAUGAGGAGUAUCCCAAGCUCAGGAUAUUUUCUCACCCGAAUGUCCUACCCAUGUUGGGAGCAUGUCAGUCUCCUCCUGCCCCUCACCCCAUCAUCAUCACACACUGGAUGCCUUAUGGCUCGCUCUACAAUGUGCUGCAUGAAGGCACCAACUUCGUGGUGGACCAGACGCAGGCAGUGAAGUUUGCCCUGGACAUUGCCUGUGGAAUGGCCUUCUUACACACACUUGAACCCAUGAUCCCUCGCCACUAUCUCAACAGCAAGAGUGUUAUGAUUGAUGAGGACAUGACGGCCAGGAUCAGCAUGUCAGAUGUAAAGUUCUCCUUCCAAUGUCCUGGCAGGAUGUAUUCACCUGCAUGGGUAGCCCCUGAAGCCCUGCAGAAGAAGCCUGAGGAGAUCAACCGUCGCUCAGCAGACAUGUGGAGCUUCGCUGUGCUGCUGUGGGAGCUGGUGACCAGAGAGGUGCCCUUUGCUGACCUGUCCAACAUGGAGAUAGGCAUGAAGAUCGCCUUAGAGGGUUUGAGACCCACAAUCCCCCCUGGCAUCUCACCACACAUCUGCAAGCUCAUGAAGAUAUGCAUGAACGAAGACCCAGCGAAGAGGCCUAAAUUUGACAUGAUUGUGCCAAUUCUGGAAAAAAUGCAGGACAAGUGAAAAACCUCUUCUGUCCUCCUCAAAUGAACCCCCUGAAAUACCGGAUAUCUUAACCCCAGAUAUCGUUCUGAUAUGGUGGUGUGGUGCUUACCAGUAUUGCCUUAAACUCUUACUCUACCGCUGCACUUGACGUCACUGUAGCUUCUGCUUCUGAAACAAAUCCAGCAGCAGUCACUGAUUUUAUUAUGUUUUUUUUUUUCAUUGUUUCCCCUAAAGCUAUCAAGACAAGUUUAUAUUAGUAUGUUCAUCUUUGACAUUGAUGCAACAUGUCAUCGCAGAAGAUCAAUAUCGACUUUUCCAACUUCUAAGCUGUAAUAUGUGGACUUAGUACAGCCUUCUGUCUGUGACUGAAUAACCUGUGGAGGUCAGGAUGGCAGCGUUCUGCAUUGCUUCCUAUAAUUUCAAGCCUUUUUUUUUUUUUUUUUUUUUUUUUUUUAACCUCUGGAGUGGGCUCACUAUCUAAAACUCACACUGUACGCAACCUGCUCACCUAUGACGGGGAAGCUUGUAAUAAAACAAAUACAUGUUGUUUUAACUCAAAGCUUGUCUCGUGGACAAUGUGUUUGAUAUGUUUGUUGUAAUAACAACAAAAUGUAUGCAACUGGUUAAGCAUAACUGUCUGAGACCAAGCUUUCCAUCAUGUAACAUCGUUAAGGGAAUGAGUAUGAAUGAGUGGUUGCCAUGAGAGUAUUAUUAUUAUUAUUAUUAUUUUUA